GCUCCUAUUCAGACAUGAAAUAAGUCCUCCAUGUUCGGUUCAAAGAGUCAGAGCGGUCUGAUUCCAGCACGCCCCUGUUAAGGACUCUCUGGUGGCUGCGACGCUGAAUCACGGGACAUGUACGGCAGUGCCAGAGCUGUAGGCCAUGUAGAGAGCAGCCCCGUACGAUCCCCGCGCCUGCCACGGUCCCCCCGACUGGGCCAUCGAAGGGCGCACAGCGGGAGCGGGGGUGGUGCGGGGGGCAAGACGCUCUCCAUGGAGAACAUCCAGUCCCUCAACGCCGCCUACGCCACCUCGGGGCCCAUGUACCUGAGCGACCACGAGGGCGUGGGCUCCACUGCCACCUACCCGAAGGGGACCAUGACUCUGGGCCGCGCCACCAGCCGUGCCAUGUACGGGGGCCGCGUCACGGCGAUGGGCAGCAGCCCCAACAUCGCUUCGGUGGGGCUGCCUCACGCCGACCUCCUGUCUUACAGUGACCUGGGCUCCCUCUCCAUGCUGCACCCCCACCACCACCAGGGGGUGCCCUCCGCCCUGCUCAGGCAGGCCGUGAGAGGCAGUGGGGGGGAGCUGCUGGAGAUGCAGGCCCAGCUCAGGGAGAUGCAGAGGGAGAACGAGAUGCUGCGGCGGGAGCUUGACCUGAAGGACAGUAAGUUGGGAUCCUCCACCAACAGCAUCAAGAGCUUCUGGAGCCCCGAGCUGAAGAAGGAGAGGAUAAUGAGGAAGGAGGAGGCGGCGCGCACGUCGAUACUGAAAGAGCAGAUGAGAGUCACUCAUGAGGAGAACCAGCUGCUGGAUGCCAGGAGAACCAAGCACCUCCAGAUGACCAUCCAAGCCCUGCAGGACGAGCUGCGCACACAGCGAGACCUCAACCACCUGCUGCAGCAGGAGAGCGGAAACCGCUCCGGCUCUGAACACUUCACCACCAUCGAGCUGACGGAGGAGAACUUCCGCCGCCUGCAGGCCGAACACGACAGGCAGGCGAAGGAGCUGUUCUUGCUGAGGAAGACGCUGGAGGAGAUGGAGCUGAGGAUUGAAACGCAGAAGCAGACGCUCGGAGCCAGGGACGAGUCAAUUAAAAAGCUGCUGGAGAUGCUGCAGAGCAAAGGGCUGCCUCCCGGGCCGGGCAGGGCGUCUGAGGAAGAAGAGCAGGAGAGAGCCAGGAGAAUCGCUGAGGCAGAGGCCCAGCUGGGACACCUGGAGGUCAUCCUGGAUCAGAAGGAGAAGGAGAACAUCCACCUGCGAGAGGAGCUGCACAGAAGGAAUCAACUGCACCAAGACCCAAGCAAAACCAAGGCCCUGCAGACCAUCAUAGAGAUGAAAGACACCAAAAUUGCCUCUCUGGAGCGCAACAUCCGAGAUCUGGAGGAUGAGAUCCAAAUGCUGAAAGCAAACGGUUUACUGAACACAGAAGACAGAGAGGAAGAGAUCAAGCAAAUGGAGGUCUACAAGAACCACUCCAAGUUUAUGAAGACCAAGAUUGACCAAUUGAAGCAAGAGUUGUCCAAGAAAGAGUCUGAGCUCCUGGCUCUGCAAACAAAGCUCGAGACCCUCAACAACCAGAACUCAGACUGCAAACAGCAUAUCGAGGUGCUCAAAGAGUCUCUCACUGCCAAGGAGCAACGCGCUGCCAUCCUGCAAACAGAGGUGGAUGCUCUGCGUCUGCGUCUGGAAGAGAAAGAAUCCUUCCUGAACAAGAAGACCAAGCAGCUGCAGGACCUGACGGAGGAGAAGGGUACCCUUGCCGGGGAAAUCAGGGACAUGAAGGACAUGCUCGAGGUCAAAGAAAGGAAGAUUAAUGUCCUGCAGAAGAAGAUCGAGAACCUGCAGGAGCAGCUGCGGGACAAAGACAAGCAGCUGGGGAACCUGAAGGACAGAGUCAAGUCUCUGCAGACGGACUCCAGUAACACAGACACUGCCCUGGCCACCCUGGAGGAGGCGCUGUCCGAGAAGGAAAGGAUUAUUGAGCGUUUAAAGGACCAAAGAGAGAGGGAAGACCGAGAGCGCCUGGAAGAAGUAGAUUCCUAUAAGAAGGAGAACAAGGACCUGAAGGAGAAGGUCAACAGCCUGCAGAUAGAGUUAACCGAGAAAGAGUCCAGUCUAAUCGAUCUGAAAGAGCAUGCAUCGUCGCUGGCUUCCUCUGGCCUCAAGAAGGACUCAAAGCUCAAGUCUCUAGAGAUUGCCAUUGAGCAGAAAAAAGAGGAAUGUAGUAAGUUGGAGACGCAGUUGCAGAAGCAAGCUGAGCAGCUAUUCAGUCACAUGAACAAUCCUAAGGCCCACGAGGUGGAGCAGCAGUCGGGCUCCAGAGGGAACCCGGAGUACGUGGACCGAGUGAAGCUCCUGGAGAAGGAAGUGAGCUACUACAAGGACGAAGCCAACAAGGCCCAGACGGAGGUGGAGCGGCUCCUGGACAUCCUGCGGGAAGUGGAGACCGAGAAGAAUGACAAGGACAAGAAAAUCGCUGAACUGGAAAGCCCCCCUUCCACUGCCCCUCGCCCCACCCCUCGUCCCGGUGGCAGAGCUCCCCCUGACCCGCUCCCUUCUGUGUCAGCUGCUCCCCAGCAGAUAGGGGGCAUGGUGUGGGAUUUCCUGGGAAAUCUAGCUCCCCGACAAGGAGGCAAAGAUUCGACGAAGAAGGGCUCAAACAUCAAACUAGGACCACAAGGUGACAAAAAAGGCUUGGGAGGGGACCCGCGGAAAGACGGCUCCAUAGACGGCAGUCACCACUUGAAGCUGGAGGAGCUGAUGAACACGCUGGAGAGGACAAGGCAGGAGCUGGAUUCCACCAAGCAGCGACUCUCCUCCACUCAGCAGUCGCUGCAGGAGCGAGACUCACAUCUCACCAACAUGAGGCAAGAGCGCCGGAAACAGCUGGAGGAGAUCCUGGAGAUGAAACAACAAGCUCUACUGGCAGCCAUCAGUGAGAAAGAUGCCAAUAUCGCACUGCUGGAACUUUCUACGUCCAAUAAGAAGAAGACCCAGGAGGAGGUGCUCGGCCUCAAGAGGGAUCGGGACAAACUGAUGCACCAGCUCAAACAGCAUACACAAAGCAGAAUGAAGCUGAUAGCCGACAACUACGAAGACGAACAGUAUCAUCCUCAUGGUCCUCACCACCCCCAGCCCCAGCCCCCGCACGCUCAGCCUCAGCCUCAGCCCCAGUAUCCCCACGCCCCCCACGCCCCUCAUGCGCCACACGCCCCGCACGCACCGCACACUCCCCACGCUCCCCACCCCCAGCAGACUCCAUAUCCACAUGGCCAGCACCCACAACACCCGCAGCACCUGCAGCACGCACAACACCCUCAAGCUCCCACGCAGCACCCGCACCCACAGCAGCCCCAGCCACAGUACCCCCACCCGCAACACCCGCAGCACACACAACACCCGCAGCACCCCCAGCAUCCGCAGCACCCGCAGCACCCCCAGCCUCCUCAGCAGCACCAACAGCACCCGCGCCCCCAACAGCCCCAGCACCCCCACCAGCAGCACCCGCAGCAUCCCUCGCAGCACCCGCAUGGCCACGCCCCGCCGCAGCACCCUCAUCCUCAGCACCCACACGGACCCCCCCAGCAAGGACCGCAUCCCCAGCACCCACACCCACAACACCCUCAGCACCCACAGCACCCACAGCACCCCCAGCACCCACACCACGCCCAGCACCCACGGCACCCAUCACCCCACCACCGUGGAGGCCCGGCCCGAGGACCCCCACACUCUGGCCACCGCCCGUCCCCAGACCAGGAUGACGAGGAGGGCAUUUGGGCAUAAUCCUAGCUGUGACAACCAAAGCUCUAAUGUUGUUUUGAGGGAUGAUUCAGUCACUACUGGAGGAGCAGAGCCAUGCCAUGAUGUUGAAACACUACCCGACUAAGCAUUUAAUACCUUCACUCAAUUCGAAAUCAGAAAUAGGACUUUUUUUU
This is a messenger RNA of Salarias fasciatus (jewelled blenny), 3920 nucleotides long. RefSeq names its product ELKS/RAB6-interacting/CAST family member 2 (gene erc2). NCBI's taxonomy places the organism in Eukaryota, Metazoa, Chordata, Actinopteri, Blenniiformes, Blenniidae. Bases 118 to 3768 code for a protein of 1216 amino acids. Gene Ontology annotation, cellular component: cytoskeleton of presynaptic active zone. The record is from RefSeq and is a predicted model, not a curated record. Gene Ontology annotation, molecular function: structural constituent of presynaptic active zone. Gene Ontology annotation, biological process: maintenance of presynaptic active zone structure; regulation of synaptic plasticity; neuromuscular synaptic transmission. The transcript has 20 exons.